This is a messenger RNA of Anastrepha obliqua, 2529 nucleotides long. RefSeq names its product protein sly1 homolog (gene Slh). The coding region runs from base 117 to 2036 and encodes 639 amino acids. Gene Ontology annotation, molecular function: syntaxin binding. The record is from RefSeq and is a predicted model, not a curated record. Gene Ontology annotation, cellular component: cytosol; Golgi membrane. Gene Ontology annotation, biological process: intracellular protein transport; endoplasmic reticulum to Golgi vesicle-mediated transport. The transcript is spliced from 5 exons. NCBI's taxonomy places the organism in Eukaryota, Metazoa, Arthropoda, Insecta, Diptera, Tephritidae.
UGGCAAAUAUGUGAAAAAGUGAUUUGUAGUAGAAAUUAUUUGGAGAAUUGUGAUUGUUUUUUUGACGGAAGUACAUAUAAUUUUAAUUAAAAAUUGAAUUUUAUUUCAAACACAAUAUGUUAACGCUACGCGAUAGACAAAUAAACGCUAUCAAGCAGAUGCUGAAUUUAAAUGCCCAACAGCCGAAAGCGCUAGCUGCAGAGCCCGUUUGGAAAAUACUAAUUUUCGAUAGGGUGGGACAGGACAUAAUUUCGCCUAUUAUUUCCAUCAAAGAAUUACGCGAGUUAGGUGUGACUUUACACGUUCAACUACAUUCCGACCGAGAUUCAAUACCAGAUGUGCCUGCCAUUUACUUUUGUUUGCCCACCGAUGAGAAUUUGGACCGUAUUCAACAGGAUUUUGGAAAUGGCCUGUACGAUGUUUAUCACUUAAAUUUUUUAGCGCCCAUUACACGUCAAAAGAUUGAAGACUUAGCGGCUGCGGCACUCCAAGCCGGUUGCGUCGCUAAUAUACAUCGUGUAUACGAUCAAUACGUAAAUUUCAUUAGCUUAGAGGAUGACUUUUUUAUAUUGAAACAUCAAAAGAGCGAGCAGUUGUCAUACUAUUCAAUAAAUCGUGCUAAUACGCGUGAUGAGGAGAUGGAAGCAUUGAUGGACUCAAUAGUAGACUCGCUAUUUGCUGUAUUUGUCACAUUAGGAAAUGUGCCAAUUAUACGUUGUCCACGCAAUAGUGCUGCAGAGAUGGUAGCACGUAAAUUGGAGAAGAAAUUGCGUGAAAACCUAUGGGACUCUCGCUCCAAUCUUUUCCAUAUGGAUGCCACACAAGCUGGUGGUGGUGUAUUUAGUUUCCAGCGCCCUGUGCUGCUACUGUUGGAUAGAAACUUAGAUUUAGCGACCCCAUUACACCACACAUGGUCGUAUCAAGCGUUGGUGCAUGACGUUUUGGAAUUGGGUCUGAACUUGGUAUAUGUAGAGGAUGAUGGCUCAACGAAUACAGGCACAAGAAAGAAACCAAAAGCCUGUGAUUUAGAUCGCAAUGAUCGCUUCUGGAUGACACAUAAAGGCAGCCCGUUUCCCACGGUCGCCGAAGCUAUACAAGAGGAGUUGGAAUCUUAUCGGAAUUCAGAAGAGGAAAUCAAGCGUCUUAAAACAUCCAUGGGAAUAGAUGGCGAAACCGAAGUGGCUUUUUCUAUGGUAAAUGAUACCACUGCACGUCUCACGAACGCUGUAAAUUCGUUACCACAAUUAAUGGAAAAGAAGCGUCUCAUUGACAUGCACACAAAAAUCGCCACAUCGAUAUUAAAUUACAUAAAAGCACGUCGCUUGGAUUCCUUUUUUGAAUUAGAAGAGAAAAUUAUGUCGAAGCAAACACUCGACCGACCGCUUUUGGAAUUGCUGAAAGAUCCAGAAUUUGGACUGCCAGAAGAUAAAAUUCGUCUAUACAUCAUCUACUAUAUUUGUGCGCAAAACGUGCCCGAAUACGAAUUUGAACGUAUGAAAGAAGCCCUGCAAGAGGCUGGCUGUGAUCUCUCGCCACUUGCGUAUGUGCAGCGUUGGAAGGGCAUCAUAAACCGUUCGCCGGCAAUGAAUCAGGCUGUACAAUAUGAAGGUGGCGGUACUCGCACUGUAUCUAUGUUCUCAAAAUUAGUGUCACAAGGCUCGUCGUUUGUGAUGGAAGGUGUUAAGAAUUUAGUCGUCAAGAGGCAUAGCCUCCCGGUUACAAAGAUCACCGAACAGGUGAUGGAAUGCCGUAGUAAUUCCGAAACCGAUGACUAUCUUUACUUAGAUCCAAAACUAUUAAAAGGUGGAGAUGUAUUGCCAAAGAAUCGAGCACCAUUCCAAGAUGCGGUCGUUUUUAUAGUGGGUGGCGGUAAUUAUAUUGAAUACCAAAAUUUAGUCGAUUACAUCAAACAAAAACAAACGGCCAAUGUGAAUAAACGCAUCAUCUACGGUUCAUCAACACUAAGCAAUGCGAAACUAUUCCUCAAGGAGCUGUCAGCAUUGGGGCGUGAAAUACAAGCGCCCGUCCUGAGUUAGGAACGGCAAAGCAAAUAUGACAAGGUUCAUGCCAAAUUGAAAUGCUGUUGAACGGUGAAAAUAACAAAAAAGUGGAGUGUUGACCAUUUGUUUAAUUCUUACUAUGCUUUAAUUUAAAUGAAUGACAGCUGAAGAUAGGACUUUAGUUAUUUUUGCGGCUUUGUGUUUAUCUAUAAACAUAGUUUUUCGUUUUGUACAACUUCCAGUAAUAUAAAUACAUUUACAUAUAUACAUAUACCUUAUUGUUGAGGGGAGACAAGUGUCUAUAUGAGUUGAUACAUUUAAAGCAUUAAAGUUUAUAGUAAUUAUUUUAAAAACCACGCCUUAUUCGACUAUGUAGCUUGAUAAAAAUCAUUGUUUAUUCUUCAAUAUUAGAAAGGAAGUAAAUACAUUUAGCAAAACUAUAAUAAAAAAGAAUGGCUCUGGCAUAUUUGUAAAGGCGGAGUGUGGGUAUCUUAAGAGUGAAGGUGGAAGAAAUACAAAUAGAAAUGAA